AUGUUCGUUUAUGUUCCCAAAGAUGCACUAGCCCAACAAUUUACUACUACUAGAUUAGACAUGAUACGACCAAAAUUAACAUGGGCAUCUAUUGAUGUUUUUAGGAAAAGAAGUGUUACAAUAUAUAGUGAUGAUGACAAACCAUUAGAAAUACGUAAUUUAUAUGAGAUACCAGAAAACACAAAGUACUAUAUCACCACUGAAUAUGAACCUUUAGGUAAUAAAACUAAACAACGUUAUAGAUAUGAUUUAAAUAGAAGUGGAAAAGAAUUGACUGUGUCUAGUGAAUUUUAUGACAACAAUCAUGUUUUUGAAAUACAAACUAUGCCUAAUGAAUAUCACGUAUUUCAUUCACAAGCAAAAAUAGGUAAUACAACAACAGAAGGAAUGGUUUAUUUAACAUCAGAACGAUUUAUGUUUAUUCCUCAGUUUCUUCAAAUGCCAUAUUUUAUGAAUAAUCAAGAAAUUAAAAUGGAUUAUAUGUAUUUAAUCAAAACUCAAUUAAUUGAAUCUAUGACACUUAAUGGGACAAGCAUUGUAUUAAGCAUGAACCCGUUUUACCAUCCUGACUUACCACCAGUUAUUGAAUUAACAUUCACUUCACAACCAUUAGUAUUAUCAUUUAUGAAUUCAUUACAUUCAAUACGAUUUGAAGAUGGGGGUGAAUCACCACUACACAAAUUACCAGCAAAUGGAGAAAAUGUUAGAAAUAGCCAUGAACGAGUUGAUGGAAUAUAUAAUCCAAUAGUUGAGUUGUCACGACAAGGAAUGGAAGAGAUGUACAUGAUUAGUGAUGUUAAUGCUCAUUUUAAAGUAUGUCCAACAUAUCCAUCAGUUCUUGUUGUACCUAUUGAAAUGAAUGAAAGAAUGAUGGUAAAUAUAGCAUGUUUUAGAUCAAAAGGAAGGAUUCCUUUAGUAACUUAUUAUAAUAAGAAGACUGGUGCAGCAUUAUUUAGGUCAUCACAACCAUUAGUCGCAACCACAUUUGCAUUUGGAGUAUUUAAGAAAUCAGAAAGUGUUGACGACCAAAAUUAUAUUACCCAUAUUCGAUGUGAUGGAAGAGAUGAUAAAUCAGUAUUAAUAGUAUUAGAUUGUAGAGCUAUGGCAAAUGCAGUUGCAAAUAGGUUAAGUGGAGGAGGGACUGAAAGUAGUGGAUCUUAUAAAAAUUGUAUUAUUGACCAUUUAAAUUUACCCAAUAUACAUGUUGUAUUUUCUGCAUAUCAAAAAAUGAUAAAUGGCAUAAUAAAUAGAAGUAAAAAAGAAGUGUCACAAUUUUAUACUAGUGUUGGAGAAUGGAUUGAUAUUUUACAAACGAUUAAUGAAAGUGUUUGCAAAACAUGUGAUUUGUUAAAAAGUGGAAAUAGAGUAUUAGUUCAUUGUAGUGAUGGAUGGGAUAGAACACCACAAAUCUCAUCUUUAUCAAGAAUUUGUUUAGACCCUUAUCACAGAACUGUAGAAGGAUUUUUAGGUUUGAUCGAAUAUGAGUGGAUUAUGUUAGGACAUAAGUUUCAAUCUCGUUUAAGAAACCAAACAAAAGAAAAUUCACCUAUUUUUAUUCAAUUCUUAGAAAUUGUUGUAAUGUUAAUUAAGAAAUAUCCAAAUGCAUUUGAAUUUACUCCAUUAUUAAUAAAAGAUCUUGCUAUAGAAAGUGUUUGUCCAACAACAGGAACAUUUCUUUAUAAUUGUGAAAAAGAAAGAAGAAGAUAUGAUGUUUGUACAACAAGAAUGUCAUUUUUCCAAUAUAUAUUAGAAAAUAAAACUGUUUAUAUAAAUACAAAUGCUACAUUAAAUAAGUAUAAUGAAAUUGAAACAAAAUUUGAAGUCUUUGAAUAUAGAAUAUGGAAUGAAUAUUAUUUAAGAGAAUUUGAUCAAAUAUGUAUCUCACCUCAAAAAUAA
Molecule: messenger RNA, 1896 nt
Organism: Entamoeba dispar SAW760
Lineage: Eukaryota; Evosea; Mastigamoebida; Endamoebidae
Product: myotubularin, putative
Exons: 1
Coding region: 1-1896 (631 amino acids)
Biological process (GO): dephosphorylation
Molecular function (GO): phosphatase activity
Source: RefSeq, a predicted model, not a curated record